ACACCUUAUUCGAUUUGGAGGAUUCUCUUCUGAAGCAAACCAAAACGAGGAGAGCGAUGAUAUCAACGAUGAAGAUUCCGAAAGAAUUAUAUCGACGAGAGAGGAUGAGCCAUCUUAAAAGGCUUCUGGGAUAUAAGUCCAUUGGGUCAUUUCACACCGAAGAUGUCGAUGUGCUGAUGUCACAAUCAUCAAAUGUUUAUGAGAUUCCAAAACUGCCAUUCGAUCAGAAGCUUGAACCAGAUAAAUCUGAUUUUCUAUUAGACCGCAAAAAAUGGACGUUUCUAAAUCAUGGUGCUUUUGGUGCAUCGCUAAGAGUAGGAUACGAUCGGGCAGAACAGUGGAGGUGUGUUUCUUCAACUUUCAUUCGGGACGAUAUAUCAAAUAGAAUUCAUUCCGAACGAAGGAUAUAUAGGCGUCUUGAUGAUAAGACACCAAUGUCUUUGCGCUCAUCGAUGUCAAAAGUUUCACUUGAUCUGACUUUUCUCGUUGAUUAUAUUGCAACGAAUCACCAGGUUUCAUUUAGAACGACAACCACUGCGCUACUUUGACAGGGAUUUACUUCCCCACUUGGUAUAUUCAGCUCGGCGUCUAGCAAACUUUUGCCAUGCAUCUCGGGACCACUUCACUCUUAUACCCAAUGUCACGUAUGGUCUGAAUACAAUCCUUCGUGGUUACAGUGAUAUUCAUAAAGAGAAAAGCCAUGUCAUUUUAUGGGAUACAUCAUAUGGCAGUCUGAAAAAGAUGGCACAUGAGUAUUGCCCAGAAAGAGUCACCGAGAUACCCGUCAGUAAUUAUUUCGAUCGGUGCUGGGACGACUCGUUGAACGAUCCAUCGGAUGUGUUCGAGGAAGCACUGUGUGAUAGCGUAGAGAAAAUCAAAACCGAAAACAACAACAAACAAACCGAGAAUGCACUUCUGAUUUUAGAUCAUACGACAUCCAACACUGCCCUCAAUAUGCCGCUUGAGAAGCUUUCCAGGGCAGCUAAAGAAAUGAAUAUGCUGGUGAUGGUCGAUGGAGCCCAUGGAAUAUUAGCCCAAGAUCUCCAUCUCAAUGAAACGGAAUUGCCGGAUGUUGACUUUUAUCUGGGAAAUGGGCACAAAUGGCUCUCUUGUCCGCGUGGGAUAGGCUUUCUAUAUUGCCCUGAUGCUAGUUUAAGACACUCGAUUCUGAGACUUCCUGCCGUUAUAUCUCACGGCAUUGGGCAAGGAUUUCAGAGCAGAUUCUUAUGGGAUGGAUGCCGCGAUUACACCGCAGCUUUGUCGGUUCCUGCUGUCUUGGAUUUUUGGGAGCAAAAACAAAAUAAAGCAAAGGAUAGUUUAAACGGCGUGCCAUUUCAAACCGAGAUCAAUAAUCGGCUUCAGCAAGCAGUCAAACUACUAAGUAGAACUUGGCACCCCGAUGAAGAUUGGGAACGAUCGUUGCUGGUCCCAUUUGCACUUCAUUCGCCCAUGAUGGCGUUGGUGCGAUUGCCAGAUCGCAUGCAGUCUUCUUCAUCGACAUCUGGCGACGCAAAGGCUGUGCAAGACUUUUUAUACAAAAAGUUGAUUGAAGUACCCAUCAAAUGCGUUGAGGGGGUUCUAUACGUGCGCAUUUCAUGCCAUAUCUACAAUGAAAUCGACGAGUAUCAAAGGCUCGCAGAAACACUGCUCAGAUUCCCAACAUCGCAGUUAUGAUCAGUUUAUUGUGCAGCUAUCUUUCCCCUUCUAACUAGUCGCUGGAUGAUCUAGAUUUGAAGAGAUCUUUCAUUCAUUUGUACUGCGUGACUACCAAAAUAUUUUCAAUCAUUUACGGGAGAAGUAAGCAACAAACGAUGAAUACUGCAGCGUUAAGUAGACUCAUGAAAUUCGCUUUUACCCCAUAACAGGCAC
Pseudo-nitzschia multistriata is the source of this 1869-nucleotide messenger RNA. The record is from the annotation of a GenBank genome assembly. Lineage: Eukaryota; Bacillariophyta; Bacillariophyceae; Bacillariales; Bacillariaceae.